AUGUCGAGCGGCGGGUGGGGCCAGCCACCGCCCGGAGGCGGCACCUACGGCGCCCCCUCCCAAGGCCAGCAGUACCCAGGAAGCACCCCAUACCCGGGCGCCUCUCCAUACCCGCCUUCGGGCUCAGCGUACCCGAGCGCGCCGCCGUACCCUGGAGCUAGCGACCCGUAUCCCUCCGCGCCCUCGAACCCCUUCCCCUCGCCGUACCCAGGCGCUCCCGCGACCGGCGCCAGCGCACCUACAUACGGCUACAACGCCCCAGGCGGCUUCUCUUCUGCCCCGCCGCCCCAGCCCAGCUAUCCUCAGCUGAACCAGGCACCACCCGCGAUGCCGCACGCCCACCACGCGCCACCACAGAGCGCCCCUCACCACAGCCACUACCAGCACCCAACCCCCCCGCACGCCCACGGUGGGGGAGCGGGCCGCCCUCCGCGGCGGCGCGCGGUCCUCAUCGGCUGCAACUACAACGGCACGCGGCACCAGCUCGGCGGAUGCGUCAACGACGCCAAGUUCCUGCACUUUUUACUGGUCAGCAAGUUCGGGUUCCCCGAGAGCGACAUGGUGCUGCUCCAGGACGGGGCGCAGGACCCGCGCCUGGUGCCCACGCGCGGCAACAUCAUGACGGCCAUCGGGUGGCUCAUGCAGGACGUCCAGCCGGGGGACAGCCUGUUCUUUUCCUUCUCGGGGCACGGCACGCAGGUCCGCGACCGGAACGGCGACGAGACGGACGGCUACGACGAGGCGCUGCUCCCCCUCGACCAUGACCGCGCGGGGGUCAUCGUGGACGACGAGCUCCACCGGCUGCUCGUGCGCCCGCUGCCGUACGGCGCGAAGCUCCACGCGGUGGUCGACGCGUGCCACAGCGGCUCCGCGAUGGACCUGCCGUACAUCGCCCGCAAGGAGCGCGGGCAGGUGCACUGGGUGCGAGAGGGGCGCCGCGGGAUGCCGCAGCACCAGGGCGGGCUCGUGGUGCAGUUCGGCGCGUGCCAGGACCACCAGACGGCCGCGGACACCCGGCGCCUGGCCCGCGGGGUCGCGACUGGGGCGGCGACGUACUGCCUGGUGCAGGCGAUCGAGGCUGGGGGCGUGCAGCAGAGCUACGGGCAGCUGCUCGUGGCGAUGUCGCGGGCGCUGAAGCAGGCGACGGGGUCGGGCGGGGCGGACAGGAUCGGGGGGGGACUCUUGGGCGCUGUUGUGGGUGCGGCGCUGGGGGGGCCGAUGACGCUGAGUCAGGCGCAGAAGUGCCAGCUGUCGAGCUCGCACCACCUCGACCUCAACAUGCCGCUGAAUAUUUAA
Pedinophyceae sp. YPF-701 is the source of this 1296-nucleotide messenger RNA. The record is from the annotation of a GenBank genome assembly. NCBI's taxonomy places the organism in Eukaryota, Viridiplantae, Chlorophyta, Pedinophyceae.